AUGAAGUCCUUCGCUGCUCUCUCUCUCCUUGCCGUUGCCGUCUCUGCCGCACCUACGCAGAAGCGUGCCCAAGUUUGCAACAUCUCCUUGGUACCGAGCGUAUCGAUCACCACCGAGUCUAACGGGAAAAUCCGCUGGGAUCUCUUCCAGAACUCCGGAUUCGGCCUCGACGCCGGCACUCUCGCCUGGUUCGAGGAGAAUCAGCCCGACGCCCCAGCUUUAUUCCGCGCGAUCCCGUCCACCAAUGGCGCCAACAUCUUCAGCUUCCAGCGUUCGACCGAUAGCCAGGCCGUUCUGCUGCAGGACAACGGCUUCGUCGCCACCCCAAGCGGUGGAACCGAGAUUCGCGACGCAACGACUUACGCUGCGGUGAUCCAGUUCAUCGUCAACUGCCCGGCGGACUGCAACGUUGACGCCGAGGAGGGCACGGGCAUCGCCGGCCAGUGCACGCUCGAGGUCACGGACGGCCAAGGCAACGGCACGAAUCAGUGCGUCGCUUUCCUCGGAGGAUCGGCCACGCCCGUCGCGGUCGCCACCUGCGAUAAUUCCGAGGCGCAGCAAGUGUCCUUCUUCAACAAUUUCUGA
Messenger RNA from Punctularia strigosozonata HHB-11173 SS5, 585 nucleotides. RefSeq lists its product as uncharacterized. NCBI's taxonomy places the organism in Eukaryota, Fungi, Basidiomycota, Agaricomycetes, Corticiales, Punctulariaceae. The record is from RefSeq and is a predicted model, not a curated record. The transcript is spliced from 4 exons. The coding region runs from base 1 to 585 and encodes 194 amino acids.